AUGGACUUUGAAUUGAAGAGGACAGUACAUGAACGUAAAUGUGGCUCGGUGCGUGAGCAGUACGGUAUCCAGCGUGUUGAGGCCAUGCUGCACACUCUAGACCGUAUCAAUGCUGACCCCCGUAUCCUCCCCAACAUCAGCCUGGGCUGUGAGAUAAGAGACUCCUGCUGGCACUCUGCUGUGGCCCUGGAGCAGAGCAUUGAGUUCAUACGAGACUCCCUGGUGUCCUCCGACGAGGCCGAGGUGGGGGGAGGCAGUGUGUGGGGGGGAGGCGGGGGAGGAGCCGACGGGAGGGGAGGGCCGAGGUGUGCGGACCAUGCUGCAACCCCCAUGCGGGGGAAGAAGCCCAUCGUCGGGCUGAUAGGACCAGGCUCCAGCUCUGUGGCCAUCCAGGUCCAGAACCUCCUACAGCUCUUCAACAUACCCCAGAUCGCCUACUCUGCUACCAGCAUGGACCUCAGUGACAAGAGUUUGUAUAAGUACUUUAUGAGGGUGGUGCCAUCAGAUGCUCAGCAGGCCAGAGCCAUGGUGGACAUUGUCAAGAGAUACAACUGGAGCUACGUCUCUGCCAUCCACACCGAGGGUAACUACGGGGAGAGUGGGAUGGAGGCCUUCAAGGAUAUGGCUGCCAAGGAGGGCAUCUGCAUCGCCCACUCUGGUAAGAUUUGGAGCAACGCGGGGGAGAAGAGUUUUGAUAGGCUGCUGGAGCGUCUCAGAACCCACCUGCCCAAGGCCAGGGUGGUAGCCUGCUUCUGUGAGGGCAUGACAGUCAGGAACAUCCUCAUGGCCAUGAGACGGCAGGGACUGGUGGGGGAGCUCCUACUGGUCGGCAGUGAUGGCUGGGCGGACCGGUACGAUGUGACAGAUGGGUACGUGCGCGAGGCGGCGGGCGGAAUCACCAUCAAGCUGCAGUCAGCUGAUGUGAAGUGGUUUGAUGAGUACUACCUGAAGCUGCGGCCAGACAACAACCUGAGAAACCCCUGGUUCCCUGAGUUCUGGCAACAUCGCUUCCACUGUAAGCUGAAGGGACACCCACAGGAGAGCCUCAAGUACAACCGCACCUGCAGCAAGCGGGAGUCAUUGCGACAGCAGUAUGCCCAGGACACUAAGAUGGGCUUUGUGAUCAAUGCCAUCUACUCCAUGGCCUAUGGGCUCCAUAACAUGCAGCGCUCACUCUGCCCAGGGUACCAGGGGCUGUGUGAUGCCAUGCGACCUAUAGAUGGUGCCACACUGCUGGACUUCCUGAUGAAGACCAACUUCACAGGCGUGUCUGGAGAGGGCAUCCUGUUUGACGAGAACGGAGACUCGCCUGGCCGAUAUGAGAUCAUGAACUUUAAGAAGAUGGGACAGGACUACUAUGACUAUAUUAACGUAGGGAGCUGGGACAACAGUGGGCUGAAGAUCGAUGAUGAUGAAAUCUGGGCCAGCAAGGACACCAUCAUCAAAUCAGUCUGCAGCGAACCCUGUGACAAGGGACAGAUAAAGGUGAUCCGUAAAGGAGAGGUGAGCUGCUGCUGGACCUGCACUCCCUGUAAGGAGAAUGAGUUUGUGUUUGAUGAGUACACCUGCCGAGCCUGUGACCUGGGCUCCUGGCCCACCUUCCACCUCACAGGCUGUGACCCUAUCCCAGUGGAGUACCUGCGUUGGGGGGACCCAGAGCCCAUUGCUGCUGUGGCGUUUGCUUGUUUGGGACUCUGUGCCACAUUCUUCGUCACCUCCGUCUUCAUCAGGUUCCGGGACACUCCGGUGGUGAAGUCGUCCAGCAGAGAGCUUUGUUACAUCAUCCUGGCUGGGAUCUGUCUGGGUUAUCUGUGUACCUUCAGUCUCAUCGCCAAGCCCCACGCUGCACACUGCUACCUACAGAGACUGGGCAUAGGCCUGUCCCCUGCCAUGAGCUACUCUGCCCUGGUCACCAAGACUAACAGUAUAGCCCGUAUGCUGGCUGUGUUGUUGUUGUUGCAGACUAACAGUAUCGCCCGUAUCCUGGCUGUGUUGUUGUUGUUGGAGACUAACAGUAUAGCCCGUAUCCUGGCUGUGUUGUUGUUGCAGACUAACAGUAUAGCUCGUAUCCUGGCUGUGUUGUUGUUGUUGGAGACUAACCGUAUAGCCCGUAUCCUGGCUGUGUUGUUGCAGACUAACCGUAUAGCCCGUAUCCUGGCUGUGUUGUUGCAGACUAACCAUAUAGCCCGUAUCCUGGCUGUGUUGUUGUUGUUGCAGACUAACCGUAUAGCUCGUAUCCUGGCUGUGUUGUUGUUGUUGCAGACUAACCGUAUAGCCCCUAUCCAGGCUGUGUUGUUGUUGCAGACUAACAGUAUAGCCCGUAUCCUGGCUGUGUUGUUGUUGUUGCAGACUAACCGUAUAGCCCCUAUCCAGGCUGUGUUGUUGUUGCAGACUAACAGUAUAGCUUGUAUCCUGGCUGUGUUGUUGUUGCAGACUAACCGUAUAGCCCGUAUCCUGGCUGUGUUGUUGCAGACUAACCGUAUAGCUCGUAUCCUGGCUGUGUUGUUGUUGCAGACUAACCGUAUAGCUUGUAUCCUGGCUGUGUUGUUGUUGCAGACUAACCGUAUAGCCCGUAUCCUGGCUGUGUUGUUGUUGUUGCAGACUAACUGUAUAGCCCGUAUCCAGGCUGUGUUGUUGUUGUUGCAGACUAACUGUAUAGCCCGUAUCCAGGCUGUGUUGUUGUUGCAGACUAACCGUAUAGCCCGUAUCCUGGCUGUGUUGUUGUUGUUGCAGACUAACAGUAUUGCCCGUAUCCUGGCUGUGUUGUUCUUGCAGACUAACCGUAUAGCCCGUAUCCUGGCUGUGUUGUUGUUGUUGUUGCAGACUAACCGUAUAGCUCGUAUCCUGGCUGUGUUGUUGUUGCAGACUAACCGUAUAGCUCGUAUCCUGGCUGUGUUGUUGUUGCAGACUAACCGUAUAGCCCGUAUCCUGGCUGUGUUGUUGUUGUUGCAGACUAACCGUAUAGCUCGUAUCCUGGCUGUGUUGUUGUUGCAGACUAACCGUAUAGCUCGUAUCCUGGCUACUAACCGUAUAGCCCGUAUCCUGGCUGUGUUGUUGCAGACUAACAGUAUAGCCCGUAUCCUGGCUGUGUUGUUGUUGUUGCAGACUAACCGUAUAGCCCGUAUCCUGGCUGUGUUGUUGUUGUUGCAGACUAACCGUAUAGCUCGUAUCCUGGCUGUGUUGUUGUUGUUGCAGACUAACCGUAUAGCCCGUAUCCUGGCUGUGUUGUUGUUGCAGACUAACCUUAUAGCCCGUAUCCUGGCUGUGUUGUUGUUGUUGCAGACUAACCAUAUAGCCCGUAUCCUGGCUGUGUUGUUGUUGUUGCAGACUAACCGUAUAGCCCAUAUCCUUGCUGUGUUGUUGUUGCAGACUAACAGUAUAGCUCGUAUCCUGGCUGUGUUGUUGUUGUUGCAGACUAACCGUAUAGCCCGUAUCCUGGCUGUGUUGUUGCAGACUAACAGUAUAGCUCGUACCCUGGCUGUGUUGUUGUUGCAGACUAACAGUAUAGCUCGUAUCCUGGCUGUGUUGUUGUUGCAGACUAACAGUAUAGCUCGUAUCCUGGCUGUGUUGUUGUUGCAGACUAACAGUAUAGCUCGUAUCCUGGCUGUGUUAUUGUUGUUGCAGACUAACCGUAUAGCUCGUAUCCUGGCUGUGUUGUUGUUGUUGCAGACUAACCGUAUAGCUCGUAUCCUGGCUGUGUUGUUGUUGCAGACUAACCGUAUAGCUCGUAUCCUGGCUGUGUUGUUGUUGCAGACUAACCGUAUAGCUCGUAUCCUGGCUGGCAGUAAGAAGAAGAUCUGUACUAGGAAGCCCAGGUUCAUGUCUGCAUGCGCCCAGCUCAUCAUCGCCUCUCUACUCAUCCUGCUGCAGCUGGGCAUCAUAGUGGCUCUCUUCCUCAUGGAGCCCCCACAGGUAGGCUGUGCCCACUGGGUGAUCCACGACUAUCCCAGCAUCCGGCAGGUCAAUCGCAUCUGUUACACCACCAACCUGGGCGUGGUGGCGCCGCUGGGCUACAACGGCCUGCUGAUCCUGAGCUGCACCUUCUACGCCUUCAAGACGCGCAACGUCCCGGCCAACUUCAACGAGGCCAAGUACAUCGCCUUCACCAUGUACACCACCUGUAUCAUCUGGCUGGCCUUCGUGCCCAUCUACUUCGGUUCCAACUACAAGAUCAUCACCAUGUGCUUCAGCGUCAGCCUCAGUGCCACUGUGGCGCUCUGCUGCCUGUUCGUUCCCAAGGUGUAUAUCAUCCUGGCCAAGCCAGAGCGUAACGUACGCAGUGCUUUCACUACGAGCACGGUUGUACGCAUGCACGUGGGUGAUGGGAAGUCCUCCUCGGCUGCCAGCCGCUCCUCCAGCCUGGUCAACCUCUGGAGACGACGCUGCUCUGCUGGAGAGACACUCAGUUCCAAUGGGAAGUCAGUAUCCUGGGCCCAGACAGAGCGGGGUUCCCGUGGAAACCACCUGUGGCAGCGCCUGUCGUUCCACAUCAAGAGGAAGGAGAACAACCAGACAGCUGUCAUUAAGCCCUUCUCCAAGACCCCCGAGGGGCGCUACAGUGGGGGCGCUGACCUUCACCCCCACAUGCCGUCCCUCCCCCACUCCCACUCCUACCCUGACGCAGACAAGACCCUGUACGAGCUCACAGAGGCAGAGGAGAGAUACGCCGAGGAGAGAUACCCAAUUACCUACCGGCCCCAGACCCCUUCACCAAUCAGUACUGUCAGCCAGCACCUGCAUGGGGCGGGACUAAGGGAGGAGCCGCUUAUGAUGGGUGUACCGACCUCCCUGACCGGGGGUUCUGUCGGCGGGGGCGAUGUGUUUGACAGUUCUCUGAUGGAUCAGAUCAGCUGCGUGGUUAACCGUUUCACUGCCAACAUCAGCGAACUCAACAGCAUGAUGCUCUCCCCGUCUCCCACACACUCACACACAUACUCUCACACACACACCCUGACGCCCUCCCACCCUGCAGACCCCUUCCUCCUCCCCCGGGAGAUCCCCCUCCCCCUCACCAUGACCACAUAUGCUGACGUCCAGCCCCUUCCCCCUGUUGAGUCCUACGUAGGUGGACACGCCGGCCUCACUCACCCCCUGCCUCACCCUCGCCUCCUAACUCACCCUCAGGCCUCCCACUCUCCGGUGCGACACCUCACUGUGGGAGUGGAGUCCCCUCUAAGGAGGGCAGAGCUGGAGGAGGAGCUAAUGAAUUUGACCCCGCCCUCACCCUUCCGUGAUUCGCUGGGGUCAGGAAGUGGCUCCCCGGUCUCAGAGUCCAACCUGUGUCUGCCCCCGCCCUCGUCCCCUCCGCCCAAGUACGAAAUGCUGACCCUGAGAAACUACAGCCAGAGCUCUUCCUCACUGUGAGAGAGAGAUGAGAGGCGAAGAGGAGAAGAGGAGAAGAGUGGAAGGACAGAGAAGGAGAGGGACCCUGGAAAAAACAGUCUCUUGGGGGAGAUAAGGGUGAUGGCUACCUUGUGAUAGUGGGAGGAGAGGAAGAGAGGAUGAGAAGAAGAGAGGAGGAGAGUACGAGACGAGGAGA
Messenger RNA from Oncorhynchus tshawytscha (Chinook salmon), 5539 nucleotides. RefSeq names its product metabotropic glutamate receptor 5-like. NCBI's taxonomy places the organism in Eukaryota, Metazoa, Chordata, Actinopteri, Salmoniformes, Salmonidae. Gene Ontology annotation, cellular component: postsynaptic density membrane. Gene Ontology annotation, biological process: regulation of synaptic transmission, glutamatergic; trans-synaptic signaling by endocannabinoid, modulating synaptic transmission; G protein-coupled glutamate receptor signaling pathway. Gene Ontology annotation, molecular function: G protein-coupled receptor activity involved in regulation of postsynaptic membrane potential; adenylate cyclase inhibiting G protein-coupled glutamate receptor activity. The transcript has 17 exons. Bases 1 to 5364 code for a protein of 1787 amino acids. The record is from RefSeq and is a predicted model, not a curated record.